Messenger RNA from Colletotrichum aenigma, 1977 nucleotides. RefSeq lists its product as uncharacterized. The record is from RefSeq and is a predicted model, not a curated record. Gene Ontology annotation, cellular component: nucleus. The coding region runs from base 1 to 1977 and encodes 658 amino acids. The transcript has 5 exons. Gene Ontology annotation, molecular function: zinc ion binding; DNA binding; DNA-binding transcription factor activity, RNA polymerase II-specific. Gene Ontology annotation, biological process: DNA-templated transcription. Lineage: Eukaryota; Fungi; Ascomycota; Sordariomycetes; Glomerellales; Glomerellaceae.
AUGACCAAAGCGACCGGUCGUUACAGAGACAGCAUUGGCGAACGGGGAAGACCGCCGUGCGCAAAGUGUGUCCGCGAAGGAGUCGACUGCUCCCUAGCUGGGUCGCGACGUGGCGGCGACUACUCCCAGUACCGAGGCAACAAGAGGCAAAGACGUGAUAUUGACGUUGCCACGGCGCCCUCGGUGGUUUCCGUGUCAUCUUUUGUCCCUGAAACAAGUGUAGAGACGCCAAAGCCUCGAGAACAACCACUGCAUCGGUCCCUGCAGAAUCCCUCUGAUGCCCUGCUGAUCCUUGCCCGAGCGGCGGAGGACGGGGAUGAUGAUGAGCCAGGAGAUGCCGGACUCAACAAAUCAACACCUGGAAACGCAUCUUCUAUCUUAGACUCGAUUCUGUCUCCGGGACAGCAAGCCCGGACUGACCAGCUGUCGUCUUUAGCGUCGCCUGGAAACCAGCUUACAGCGCAUCAAGCGAUUGAAGAGUAUCAUCCUGUCAAGGAGGGCGCUUUGGAUCUAGUCACCCUCCAAAAUCUCAUAAGACAUUAUGCCGAUAACUAUCAUCCAUUCUUCCCGAUCGUUCCCGCCAAUGUGCUUAUGCCACAGUUCCUUCCCGAUACCAUCAAGCACGAAUCGUUCCUUCUCACAGCCGCUCUAGUAGUGGCUUCAAGAGAUCAGUCCGACCUGACCGAGCUUCAUCAGUCAAUAUGGCAACACAUGCGACGUCUCAUCCUCGAUGUCGUUCUUGGCAUGUCCACAAUACGCAGCGUAGGAUCUGUGGAGGGGCUCCUGAUUCUGGGAGAAUGGACUCCGCUUACACUGGGACAAAAUGAUGACGGGGGAGAAGGUGCAGCAUGGUCGAUAUUAGGGCUCGCUGUCAGGCUUGCGUACUUGCUACGACUUGAAGAUUCCUCGUUCAGGGCAGACAAAGAAGCUGACCCAGCAUUGCUAAGAAGACGGCUGGCAUGGACAUUUACAUACCUGUCUGAUCGCCAGAUCUCUAUCCGCAUGGGCCAAGCUUUCUGGAGCAGAGGACCGGCUCUAUCUGCGCGAUUCACAGCUGACGACUUCCCAUCCCUACAACCACAGUACACCUCAGGGGAAGAUUUUGCAUCUCUACUACAGGCACAGGUUGAGUUGACAACUUUGUUCGGGAACGCCCACGAUAUUCUCUUUGCAUCAAAACAACGUACUGGAGAACUAAUGACCCGGGGUGAUUACACCAAGUACAUCGAUGAUGCAAGCCGCGCCAUUGUUGCGUGGGACCUCGUUUGGAACGGACUCACAUGCUCUAAGCAUCUGAAGUCAUGUCUCAAGAUGACGGAGAAGUAUCUUUGUCUUUACGUUAACGCUUUCGCCUUUCAAGCUGUUCUCUAUCGGGCAUCGACAUCCGGCACCCAAGAAGUCUCAAAGUCGGCAUGCUUCCCACAUUCAGCUAUGGCUAGUCCCGAUGCUCGUCAUGUUUACGAGGCUGUAGACGCUGCAGAAGCUCUAUUGAGGAUUGCUAUUGAAGAUAUUGAUGCCGAGAAAUAUCUGCGGUACAUGCCCGCUCGGUUCUACUUAUACGAAAUACAUUCGUCUGUAUUCCUUUACAAAGCACAUGCAUCUGGCGCUAUCUCAUCCGGAAAACAUGCCCAGACAGCAGACUUGAUGCGACGAUUUAUCGGAGUACUCGAUAUCGCAGCCACAGACGCAGAUCAUAUCGCCGCGAAAUAUGCGAAGCUCCUCAAUGGUCUCUGGUUCCAUCGGUCGGAUUCAUCUGCAGAUUCAACAAGGAAGCGGAAUUCCCGUAGCAAUGCCCAUUCAGAUGAGCUCCAAGAAGUCAACGCUGUGCAGACUUAUUCAAAUGAAGUCGACGAUGCGGACUCGAACCAUCUGCCUUCGUUCGACGAGAUUGGACUACAGCCACUGGACUGGAUCGAGUCUGUUGAAGGACUUUUCUCUAUGCCGGCUGCUUUCCCUUGGGAUCAGCCAAUCUUUUGA